This is a messenger RNA of Miscanthus lutarioriparius, 1971 nucleotides long. NCBI's taxonomy places the organism in Eukaryota, Viridiplantae, Streptophyta, Magnoliopsida, Poales, Poaceae. The record is from the annotation of a GenBank genome assembly.
AUGAGCCGCCGCCGCCGCCACCACCACAAGCCACCGUCCAACCCGAUCACCACCACCAACCGUCUCCAUCCCACCGGCACCGGCACCAGCACCGCCACCGCGGAAGAAGAGCCGAUGAUGAUCCACAGCCACAGGGACGACGACAGAAUGCGUCCCAUCGCCCACCUCCAGCCGAACGUCAUCGCUCGUCUCAUGGGCAUCGACGAUGACGCCGUCGUGCCGACUCCCCUGCCGCCAAAGCCUGUCGCAAGCGCCGUCCAGUUCCAAGCGCGACGACGACAGACCAACAGGUGGAAGUGGAGCCUGCAGCUGCUGCCGCACUACUCGUACCGCGGCGGGAACGACGAUGCAGAGUAUCAUCGUGGUUCCAGUUCCAGGAUUUGCCUCCACAAGAUGAUGGUAGUGCCCCGAUCCCGGAGCAGGCCGUCGCGCCUGCGCCGGCGGCGUCAUCCCCAGGCGUGGCAAGCGUCCAGGGCGCCGGCGCUGGAGACAAGUGACGCUACUAGGCCGUCGGACUCGGACGGCGGCAGGUCCCUUGUUCAGGCGAUCGCACAGGAGAAGCUGCGCAAGCAGAAGAUGGCCAGGUAUGGUUUCGGUUCGGAACAAAGCAAGGUGACGCAGCAGGACGAGCUUCCACUGAUCAAGAACAAGAAGAAUGCCGUGCCACAAGGUGACACGUCAGAGCAUGCAGAAGCUGCUUCUGAACCAGCAGCAACGCCUGACGACAGAGAUCUGGACGCGCGCAGGGAUGGACAUGGACAUGGACAUGGCCACGGCCACGGCGCGCCUGCUGCUCAAGCUCAAGAGCUGCCGUCACACAGGCACACGCCGAUAGUGCUCCUCAAGCCUGCCACUUGUUCUGAAUCUGAUACUACAGCUACAGGUGGUGUUGCCAUUGGUGGUGGUCAGAAAACCCCCGUCUUGCUUGGUCUGCCGAAGCUCCACAUGGAUGCCAACAUGAGCGUGCUUCUUCAGGAGGUCAAGAACAGGGUUCAGAGAGAGCUCACAGUACUCACUGCCGCUACAGCUACAGCUACAGCUACAGCUACAGGUGGUGAGGUCAUCAAGGCACCAACUUGGGCGAUUCCACCAUUGCAGCAGGUCACCAAGGAGACCAAGGAAGACCGUGAAAACAAGAGGAGGCUGUUCCGCCGGUCACAGUCCUUUCGCGCUUUCAGAAGCGAUCGCAAGCGCAACGCCGCCACAACCACAACACAUGCAUCUCCAGAGGCUUACAUUCUGACGAAGAGCCAAACCGUGUCACCGGCCCAUGAAGAAUCGAUGACGACGUCGGAUGCAUCUCUUUCAGUACUCCGGCCAGGCGUCGGCGGCGUUCCUGACGACGGCCAGAGCUUCAGAAGCGAGUGCCUGACCCUGACGAAGCACAAGGACGACGACGCUGUGCCGUCACCACGGCUGCUGUUCCGGUCCUUCUCUGCACCAGAAUCAGGGUUCUCCUUCUCCUCCCUUGGCAGCAGGCUAGCUCAGCGGGCGGAGAGUCUGUGGCCGGAGCAGCCGGCGGCGGUUUUCGGCGGCAAAUCUCAGCGAGCUGCCUCCGAGCCCAGUGUCCCCAUUGGAGGUUGCAGCGGGCCACAGUUCCCGCCAUUUCUUCAGCGAUUUGCACUUCACCUUGUCAGUCUCCUAUAUGCAGAGCUGAGUCCAAAAUGCCUGUCAGAAUUCGAGGCACCUGCCACUGCCAGUGAAUCAUCAUUCAGGACAGACAUCACCGCCGUCGAAGCAGCGUGCAGCCGAGACAAGGCCUACAUAACAGAGGUUCUCAUCGCCGCCGGCUUAUACGACGACGACGACGGACCGUCGUCGGCCAAUGCUAGGGUGGACUCGAUGGCGAGGCCGAUGCCCAUCUGCGACGACGUCUUCGAGGACAUGUACUACUACCGCGGCGACUACAUCGGCGGCGGCGGCAGGUACAACUGCGGCAACGGAUCACAGGAUGCUGUUCGACCUUGCUAA